AACGGAUACGCGUUCCCAAACGUUCUACAGCUAUUCUUAGUGAAGGGGAUGUGACAAAAACUGGUGGAUUGUUUUGAAUGCAGCUCACGUUAGACGAAGGAGUUGCCCUCUCUGUACAGCAUCAAAUUUAUGAUCACCCUCACACAAGAAAGAUUAUAAAGCUAGAUGUGGAUGCUGCUACGCGGUUCGUGUCAUUUGAUGCAAAAUGCAACCGUUCUGAACAGUUUAGAAUAACUUUACAAUGCGGGAACUGCUCUGAGCUGUAAUUAUCUACGGAUGGACCUGGUUCCCGUCGGCUGAGACAUCAUUUACAAUCCGCGGUGAGACUGACGAGGCGGGACCGCCGACAGGAUGGUGGAGCGGUCGGACCGAGCCCCUCUGCUGGACUGGGAGGAGGUUCCGUCCGCGGAGAAGCCCGGCGGAGCGACACCGCCGGCAGCACACCCCAAAGAGCGACUGUCGAGCCCCUCCAACAGUCGUGCCUCACCGGGAUGCUCCGCGCCGGGCUUUGGGUGGAGCAGCGGUCCGGGGGGUCCCACUCCCAGCAGGUCUGUCUCCAACGCAGACGGCUGCAGCGCCCCACCCGCGACCUCCAACAGCACCCCGGCGGGCGCGGACGAAGCGCUGCGCCCCGACAGCGAGGAGCAUCCCUCGGAUUCAGGAUCGAGGGAGGUGUCCCUGGAAGACAGGAUGGUGAAAUGGGAGGAAAAGGACCAGAUUGUGUCGGUCUUUGUGGUUACAUUCAAUACCAGAUCAGGGAACAUGCUGGAGUGGUGUCUGCCCAAAGACAUGGACCUGGAGGGAGUGGAGUUCAAAGCCAUCGCCAGCGGCUCCCACCGAGUCACCACAGACUUCAUCUACUUCCGGAAGGGCUGCUACUUCGGCCUCGCCUGCUUUGCCAACAUGCCGGUGGAGAGCACGGUGGAGAGGGGGGCGAGGAUGAAGUCGGUAGGGAUCCUGUCUCCUUCCUACACCCUGCUCUACCGCUACAUGAGCUUCCUAGAGCACCAGGUCAGGCUCCAGCUUCAGUCCCCUGGCCACUACUCUCCCCUGGAGGCCUUCUAUGAGGACAAGAGAGCACUUCUGCCACCCAGUAGUGACGGUGUUGUUGUUGGAUGUCCAGCCAAUGCCUGGGGAGCUGCAAUCAACCACAGCAUGCACCCUGAGAUGAAGAUCACCCACCCUGCAGGCUGCAUGUCCCAGUUCAUCCGCUUCUUUGGGGAGCAUAUCAUGGUGCUGUGGAAACUGGCCCUCCUCCGCAGACGCAUCCUCAUCUUCUCCCCUCCGCCUGUGGGUGUGGUCUGCUACAGAGUGUACUGCUGCUGUUGCCUGGCAAACAUCUCCAUCCCCGGGAUUGGUGUGGCUGUGCCCGAGUUCCGGCCCUUCUUCUAUGUUAAUGUGGCCGAUAUCAGCGCCCUGGAGAACGAACUCUCCUACGUAGCAUGUACUACUGAGAAGAUCUUUGAGGAGAAGAAGGAUCUGUAUGAUGUGUAUGUAGACAAUCAGAAUGUAAAGACCUGCAGAGACGGCCUGAAGCCUCUGCUCCGCCUCAGCACUGCAGACAGGGAUAAAUAUCGCAAACUCACUGAACAGAGGCAGAUGUUGCUGUACUCCCAGGAGGAGAAUGGAGACUGUGUGUCCAGCGAAGAGGAUCUCUUUAUUCUGUUUUUCCUGGAGCAGAACAACAGGAUUUUCCAGACCCUCAGUGAGGUGGCAGCAAGCCCAGAUCCCACGCUGACCCAGGAGAGUGUGAGAGCCAUGGGUCUGGAUCCCCAUGGAGACAGGCUCUUCCUGCUCCACCUGCUGGAGAUCUACGGCUAUGACACCCUGCUGGUGUCGGAGCAGCUGUGCUGCAGUUGAGAGACAACAGACGGGCUAGCUUUCCGCCUUUCAUCACUGCUCGUUUUAAAAGGGGGUUGAGCUUUGAGUGCUGCAUUACUGGCUUCUUGGAGUCUUCAGGACGGUUUGAGCCACCAGAAAUUUCUCUGGUAUAUCUUUUAUUUUUGUUGUACAUCUCCCCGUGCUUCUUUUGUUCACCGUGGUUCUGCUCCCUCACAACCUGAUGGCAGGACCAACAUUUAAAGUCCUGUAAUUCGGUCAGUUCUACUUGAUACAUCCUCUCCGAGAUAAACUCACCCUUAAGAUGGAUUACCACGGCUGCUUCUCUGGAUUGGAUACAGCUGCAGUAUUUCAACACUGAGCCGUGUGUGAAUUCAAUGGAUGGCAGGUCCAAACGCAAGGUGAAGAUAACAUCAAAUUAACACUAAAGUGGCCUGAACUGUACUUGGACAUCAAGUUGAAUGACAGAGCAAGACAAUUCUGAGAUGAAGCCAGCGAUUUGGGCGAUUUUCAGUGAACAAAACGUGUACUGAGGAUUAAUGUAUGUAAGUGUAAUAGAGAGGCAGCCUUCCUGUAAAUAGUAUUGCUUUUUUCCUUUUAUGUACAGUGUGUCAGCGUAUGUGUGAUAUGGGGUCCGCCUCUCUGCCAGUGUUGCUAUCCUUGUAAGUGCUGGAUUUUAAACAUCUCAUUUUUAAGCCUCUAUGUCCAAAUCAGGGCCUCCUUCCUUAAAAUCUAACUUAUGUCACUACAAGCAGGUCAAACCACCUUUGUCUUCAAGAGCCAUGUCUGUAAGCACUGCUGUUUAAGUGGCACUUAAAGCCACAAAUGAGCAGUUAAUGUCAAGACUAAUUAUUUUUGGCCUGAGCUAUGACCAAAUCAGAUUUUCUAAUGAUGUCCAACAGGCAAGGGUGAUGUCCACGAGGACAUAGAGGCUAUCUGAAAUGGCUUAUUUGCACCCUGGCUGUCAGCUGGGCCUGCAGUUCAGAAGAAUAAGCUGUUGCACAAUGAGCACCGUUUAGUCUUUACUGCUGUUCUUAAAUGUCCAGUUGUGUUUGCAGCUCUAGUGUCAAGUCAAAGACGGGCCUUUAGGGGGAGAGUUCACAACUUCAGAUGAUUCUCUCAAUUCAGAGACACUGAGUUGAUCUUUUUUUAACAGCUACCAUCUCUAGAAUAGAUCAUAGAGAAUCGAAUAAGACACAAUUCUGUAACUUUUAAGCUCUGUACAUUUUGAAGCGCACCAUAGCAACGUAUACUUUCAGCUUUGUCAACAGCAAAACAGAAAUUGCACUUGUUGGUAUUUUAUGUUGCAUAUUGCUGUUGAUGCAGGAGGUAGUGCAUAAGUGACAUGAAAGAAACAUUAGACCCUGAGGUUCGUUGUUAUUGGGAAAUUAAGCGAGAACCUUAAAGCUGCAUUAAUCAAAUUUUGGCCACUAGAGGGCAUAAGAACUGACUACUACAUCAUUAGCUUAAGUUUUCAAAGGCCAACAUGUUAACAAAUAAUGGCCUGAAUUGGAUAUAGCUGCUAGCUGUUCAACGUUCUUCACUAGCUAGCUGCUAACUUUGUGUGUCUCCUGUUUAGUGCUGGAUUAGUAGCGUAUAGUCAGUCUAUCAAAACAUUUUGCCAAAAGCAACAGUCUGUUGAUGCUGUAAAUAUGGUCGAGUGGUUUGAGUGAACCAUGCAGUAAAAAUGGUCCAUAAAACCAGAACUAGCUAAGAGGCUAAAAAAAACUCUGUAGAGCUACAGAAAUUUAGUGAGAAUUCUCUGCAAGUUUGUCAGUAACAGUGACCUUUUUCACAUUACAUAAAGUAAUUUGACUCUGUUAAUAUAAAAUACUAAUUAAUGUAGCUUUAAGCAACUUUUCCCUUUUAUGGGACAUUUUCAAUUUCACCCUGCAUACCUCCAUAGAUCACAUAUAGUGUAGUUAUUCAUGUGGAACACCAAGGUCAGUGUUUUAAGGAAUUUCCUUUAGAGGAUUCACCACUACAUAAUUGCUACAUGAAAAUACAUGCACUAAAGAAGAAAAAUUUGUUUGAAAUAAUUUAAAUAUACUACAAGGAGCUUUUAACUGGGUUAUGAAACUGACGUUAUAAGACAACAAGACCAUCAGUGAAAAUAUUGGCUAUUUCUAUAUUUUGUUAUUCUUGAUGCCUGCCACUGGGUCAAAUUCAGUCCAAUUUCCCUUGAAAUCAGAUGAAACACGGCACUACCGCUUUUGUCCACAGCGGCUGCCAGAAUCAAAAGUUCCUUGUAGCUGCUUCAAAGUCAAUAAUUUUUAUUUGAAGUGUCUUCUUUUUGAGACAUGCUGCACACUAAGCUAACCUGGUGCUUUGGUUACUCUAUGGGCUUUAUACAACAACAAACUAAAGGUUAUUAUUCUGUCAAUUUCUGUUUUACACUGAUUGCUUUGGUCCUUUUAAUUUUUUUUAUGUAUUCUGUUAAGAGUUUGUUUAGCUGUAAAUCGUUUUUAAGUGUAGAUAUUCAAUUGCUGUAACAUUAUCUGUGAAGAAAUGGGAUCAGUUGAAUGUGUUUUAUAAGGCAAUUAAGAUCCCACUGAGCCUCUGUGAAACCCUCAUGCAAUUAUGUGUUCAAUUGUCCGCUGUAAGAAAACAUAGCGUAUUUUCACACCACAUCGCAUGGCACCUUAGACAGCCUGUACAGUGCUGAAGCAACCAUGUUUGUAGUUGAAGGGAUAGUCCAAGUCAUGUUAAAACACCUUCACUUUAUUUAUUUUACUGUAAACCAUUUCAGAAAUAAAGUGCAUUGCCACUUAUAAGGAAAA
Messenger RNA from Morone saxatilis (striped sea-bass), 4619 nucleotides. RefSeq names its product DENN domain-containing protein 11-like. The record is from RefSeq and is a predicted model, not a curated record. Bases 352 to 1860 code for a protein of 502 amino acids. NCBI's taxonomy places the organism in Eukaryota, Metazoa, Chordata, Actinopteri, Moronidae. The transcript has 9 exons. Gene Ontology annotation, cellular component: cytoplasm.